CGCCCUGUGGUUGGGUGUUGGUGUCAGUGUCAGUGGUGAGAGACAGAGAUAUGGCUAAACGGAGUUCUUUGUUCAUUCGUAUCGUUGAAGGAAAAAAUUUACCAUCGAAAGACCUAACAGGACAGAGUGACCCGUACUGCAUUGUGAGGAUCGAUAAUGAAACCAUCAUCAGAACCGCAACGAUCUGGAAAAGCUUGUCACCUUUCUGGGGUGAGGAGUACAAUGUCCAUCUUCCCAGCACCUUCCACUCCAUCUCCUUCUACGUGAUGGAUGAAGAUGCCAUCAGCCGUGACGAUAUGAUCGGAAAAGUUUCCAUUACUAAGGACGUCCUUACUGCCAGCCCACAAGGUGUAGACAGUUGGUUGUGCCUGAGUGAGAUUGACCCAGAUGAGGAAGUUCAAGGGGAGAUCCAUCUGCAGAUAGAGAUCUGUGGUGAAGCCUCCACCCGAAAACUGCGAUGCCAUGUGUUUGAAGCAAGAGACCUGGCUCGAAAAGACCUGAAUGGAGCCUCAGACCCCUUUGUGAAAGUUCGUUACAACGGCAAGACCGAGGAGAGUGUGGUGGUGAAAAAGUCUUGCUACCCACGCUGGAACGAGGUGUUUGAGUUUGACCUGGGCAACACAACGUCAGAGAACACACUGUACAUCGAGGUGUGGGACUGGGAUAUGGUUGGCAAAAAUGAUUUUUUGGGAAAGGUGGCGUUCAACAUUAACAAGCUGCUGGCCAUACAGCAGAAAGAAGGCUGGUUCCUCCUCCGACCUGACAAGGCACAAAGGAGCAAGACAGAGGGGAACCUGGGCUCACUGAGGCUGCAGCUGAGACUCCGAGAUGAGAGUGUUCUUCCUUCCAGAUACUACCAACCUCUCGUUGAGCUGCUCCUUCACUCAGUCAAUGAUGCCAGCAACGGUGAAAGUGGACACUUGCUGACGCUCAUUGAUGAGGCCAUGACAGCUGAAAACAGGCAAGAGGUGGCAACCAACAUGGUGAAGCUGUUCCUGGGGCGAGGGCAGGCCAACAAAUUCUUAGACGCUGUGAUUAAAUUGGAACUGGACAGAACAAGUGAACCAAACACAAUAUUUCGUAAUAAUUCCUUGGCCUCCAAAUCCAUGGAAUGUUUUUUGAAGGUGACCGGGAUGCAGUACUUACACAGUAUUCUGGGACCAACCAUAAACCGGGUGUUUGAAGAGAAGAAAUAUGUGGAGCUGGACCCAAACAAAGUGGAAUUCAGGGAAGCGGGGUGCUCAGGGCUCCAUCGAUAUCAAACAGAAGCCGAGGUGAUCCAGCAGAGCACGCAGUGGGUGCAGUCCUACCUGGUAGAACUGAUUGAGGCCAUCGUCAAGUCAGUGGAGCAAUGUCCAGGCAUCAUCAGGAUCACCUUCAGGAAACUCUUUAAGCGUGUGGAGGAGCGUUUCCCUCAGGACCAGUACAAGAACAUCAAGUACGUGGCUGUGACCAGCUUUCUGUGCCUGCGCUUCUUCUCGCCCGCCAUCAUGUCUCCCAAACUCUUCUAUCUGCGAGACAAACACGCUGACGCUCGCACCAGCAGGACUCUGCUGCUCCUCGCCAAGGUAAUCCAGAGGAUCGGGAACAUGGAGGCCCAAGCUGGUGGGGGGAAGGAGACCUGGAUGGCUCCCCUCCAGCCCCACAUCAUCCAAGGCGUCUCAGUCUUCAAAGACUUCAUCGUCAAGCUCAUUGAUAUUGAGGACAAUGAAGUCCUGGAAUGCCAGAACCGUGUCUCCCUGCAGACCACUUCAACGAUUAAAGAAGGAUAUUUAUUGAUGCACACAUCGAAAGAGAGAGGAAUACUCACCUCCUCUCACUUCAAAAAGCAUCACUUCUGUCUAACCCCUGAAGCCCUCUACCAUUCCAAGAUGCCAAAUGCAAAGAAAGGAGCGUCUAUCCCACUGGAGAAGAUCAGAGCGGUGGAGAAAGUGGAUGAGAAAUGCUUUGGCAGCCCCUAUGUCAUGCAGAUCAUUUCCACCAACGACACAGAAGAGUUUGAGAUCAUGUAUUUGCAGUGCAAGAACGUGAACGAACUGAAUCAGUGGCUGUCGUCAGUGAGAAAGUAUUGUGUGAGCAAUGAGCAGAUGAUGAAUUCCUAUCACCCCAGCGUGUUCAAAGGGGAGAAGUGGAGCUGCUGCCACCAAAAGGAGAAAGCAGCUCCUGGAUGUGACAAAACCCACUUUGGUGUAACGCUGCAGGAGUGGAAUGACCCUCUGAAUCCGGAUUUGGAAUCCCAUUUGAUCUACAGACAACUGCUCGCAGCCCAGGGCUUGUUACGUGGAAAAUAUAUGGAAUACAAAGGAGAGAGCAAUGAUCCUGGCCCAGAGAGUGCACACAAAGGUGUGGAGGAGGAGGAGAAGGAGGAUGACAGUGUGAACAGGCUGUUCCCUGUGAUCCACGACUUGGAACAAGCUCAUCGGUUAUUCGAGAAGUGGGAGAAAUUCAAGGAUAAGAACUUCUCGCUGGAGCUGCUCGCAUAACCGUGGCCUCGUGACUCGCCUUCUCCCUGACGGCCAGUGUUCCCAUCGAACAUUUGAAAAACAAGUGAAGGAUCCUCGAGCGACAAUGUGCUGUCCUCUGUGGCGUCGUUGUGUUCCUUUGUUCCAGGUUUUGGCACAAGUCGUCAUUCCCCAACCGUGUCGAUCAUAGAAUCUUACAGCACAGAAGGCGGCCAUUCGGCCCUUCGUGCCUGUGCCAUUUUAAUUUCAUUUUAGGAGUGAAAUCAGGAGGCAGUUUUUCAUCCAAAGGAAAUCUGGAUUUCUCUUCCCCCACACCCCCCCCCCACCAAAAGGGCUGUGGAUUAUGGCUGGAUCCAUUCACAUC
Messenger RNA from Callorhinchus milii (elephant shark), 2826 nucleotides. RefSeq names its product RAS p21 protein activator 4 (gene rasa4). Gene Ontology annotation, biological process: intracellular signal transduction; regulation of GTPase activity. The coding region runs from base 51 to 2483 and encodes 810 amino acids. The record is from RefSeq and is a predicted model, not a curated record. NCBI's taxonomy places the organism in Eukaryota, Metazoa, Chordata, Chondrichthyes, Chimaeriformes, Callorhinchidae. The transcript is spliced from 21 exons.